UACUCUCUGUGCUACACGACCAUGACUAUCUCAAUCGACGCAUCCGAACACCUCGUCAAAGCCGUCACAGUCUUCAGCUCCUCUAAGGCUGAGAUCGUUCGUACCUUUACCGUAGACCUCGAAGAAGGGCAAAAUGAGCUCUCCAUCACUGGUCUUCCAUCUUGUAUGGACAUCGACUCUGCACGCGUCACCGGUCUCGGAGACGCCGUGCUCUUUGAUGUUGUGUGUACUGUCAUCGAUGCGCGUGAUAUGCCUCCGAGUUCGGAUGGUGACGCGCUGAGGGCCCUCGAGCGUCGCCGUGAAGUGUUACUGGGCGAGAAGAAACUGCGGGGCAGAGCAGCAGAUAUCAUGGUACAGUACGGACGCUCUAUGACUGCCGAGUACACCACUCCGGAAACUAUAACUUCAUUCAUGGAUACUCUUGUUCAACGUGGCGCAAGUUCGCUUGAGGAAGCUAAAGCAUUCGACGAGCAGAUCGCAGAGUUGGACGAAGAGAUGGAGAAGGAAAGGCGAAGACUGCGGAAGGAACGUCAGAAACCUGCAGCUCGUGGUCGUGUCACCACCGUUAUCAUGGCUAAGCGUGCUCGCAAGAUUGAAGUCACGCUCACCUAUAUGGUGAGCAAUGCAUCGUGGUCCCCAUCUUAUGACUUGCACGCUACCACAGAGGAUGGUAAGCCUUCUCGUACUGUGUCGCUGCACUAUCGUGCAUCCAUCCAGCAGAAUACGGGCGAGGACUGGCGCGACACAGCAGUCUCUGUUAGCACUGCAAGGCCGGGAACGUGGACGUCGAUUCCCACUAGACGAGCCAUGAAGAUCAGUCCUGGCGCAGUGCAGGCAAUUGCACAUGUCCAACCUUGUGUACUGCCGGCGUCGCAGCCAGGGCAGUCUGCAACUGAGUCGAACACAGUCGUGCCUGCCUUUUGUCCUCCUGCCUCUCCUCCUCGUGUCGUUAUCGUACCAUCAUCACGAUCCCGCCGUUCGCCUUCACCCGACGAAGUUUAUUUCUACCGGCGUGGGUAUUUGCGUUCGCGUUCGCGUUCACGUUCCCGUUCACGUUCAUUUUCACCCGCUGAGGGUCAUCGUCGCCGACGUUCACCUUCACCCGCUGAAGAUCAUGGUGACUGGCACUCCGUCGAACCCCAAUAUGAAAUGGCCGUUGCAAGUGACAACAAUGAUAUUGCUUGGGGUGAAACAAAGACAAUUGUGACUGAAAGCGCCGUGUCUAGUUCGUUCCGAAUUGACGGAAACUGCACGAUUCCUAGCGAACGGACAGCACACAAGGUCGCAAUUGCUCUUCUAUCCUUUGAUGCGAAGAUGAACUAUAUUACGGUUCCGCGGUCGACACCCACGUCGUUCCUUGAAUGCGAAGUCAAGAACACGAGCCAGUAUCUCUUGCUUCCCGGUUCCGUAAAUGUGUUCUUAGACAACAGUCCAGUAUCAAAGACCACUCUCAACGACGUCAAUCCAGAGGAAGUAUUCAAAUGUACGCUCAGGCCUGACCCGGCUUUGCGUAUCAAAUGUACUCGUUUGCCACCAGUCGUUACAACUUCCGGCUCUGAAUACGUUGCACAAACGAAGAUCACAACGUACAAAAUCUUUACAAUCGUCCAGAACGGGCAUAGCUUCCCCGUCAAAGGUUUGCAAGUUCGCGAUACCGCUCCCAGCACUGGAGAGACGUCGGACAAGAAGGAGAUCAAAGUUGUAAUCAAACUCCCCGAAGGCCUGGCUGAAGCCGCACCUGACGCAGUUGUUGACGUUCCGAAGGCAUCUGUACCUGAUAAAUCUUCAGUGAAGGUGCACUGGGAAGAGAAGGGUGGCGAGAAGGAGGGGAAGUAUGUCUGGUUGGUGGACUUGAGUCCUGGAGAAGAAGUCAAGUUGGAAGCGGAGUACGAGGUUCGCGCGCCCGAGAAUUAUGUGUGGCACAUGCGCGAGGAGUACUUCAAUUGAUGGCUGGCAGUUUUAUCUGGCCUAGUGCGCACGCUGUGUGAUGUACAACGUAUAGUGUAAUUGUACCCUGAGAUAAAUGACCUGACAUGGCGUUUAUGUGAUGAGAUUAAUGGAUAGAUCGAUUGCUUGGGUACUCUACGAUAGAGGCUGGGCCAUUUUGUGGUGCGACAAAGAACUGAGACAUAGGAUGUGCACGCAGCUCUGCAUUACUCCACCAUGACUAUCUCCAUCGACGCAACCCUCCACGAUGUCUGUUCUGCCACUAUCUUCACCUGCUGCUCCAGUGCUCAGGUCUUCCGCAUGUUUAUCGCAGACCUUGUAGAAGGGCAGAAUGAGAUC
Fomitiporia mediterranea MF3/22 is the source of this 2286-nucleotide messenger RNA. RefSeq lists its product as uncharacterized. The transcript has 4 exons. Lineage: Eukaryota; Fungi; Basidiomycota; Agaricomycetes; Hymenochaetales; Hymenochaetaceae. The record is from RefSeq and is a predicted model, not a curated record. The coding region runs from base 22 to 1947 and encodes 641 amino acids.